Schistocerca serialis cubense is the source of this 2754-nucleotide messenger RNA. Its product is annotated as myogenesis-regulating glycosidase-like. NCBI's taxonomy places the organism in Eukaryota, Metazoa, Arthropoda, Insecta, Orthoptera, Acrididae. Gene Ontology annotation, biological process: carbohydrate metabolic process. Gene Ontology annotation, molecular function: hydrolase activity, hydrolyzing O-glycosyl compounds. Bases 77 to 2164 code for a protein of 695 amino acids. The transcript is spliced from 5 exons. The record is from RefSeq and is a predicted model, not a curated record.
AUGUUUGUUGUGUUACGUUUUUUUCGUUAUCUGUCAUAACUUGAAUAUUAGAAAUUUCAUUAAGCGAAAGUACUCAAUGGACAGCAAAUAUGAAGCACUGCCAACAGUGCCUUCUGCAGCUGUUUUCCACGACAAUGGAAGCCUAUUUAGGCAUAAAAACGCUGGGGCCGUUAGAAAGCAGAAAUUGUUGAAAUGGAUUGGCAUUCUCUUUAUUGUGCUGACAGUCUUUGGAUGCGCAUUUUAUCGGAUUGUUGCAGAAACCAAGCAUUCAGCUAAUUUACUACAACAGAAUGUCUUCCAUCUUUUGUCUACAAGAAAUUCUGCAAAAAUCUUUAUGUGGGAUGUCUCUGGUGCAAAUGUAACACUGCUCCUGCAGAAUCAAGUGACUUUCUCUGAAGAUGUUGGAAACCCAGUUUCAUGUGACAACAGUUCUUUUGAUCUGUGUCUGAAAUGGGAAAAAGAAGGCAGCAAGCUUCCAAAUGCAAAAUUAACUUUAAGGCAGUUCCAGAUAAGUGAGGGUGUUGAAUGCCAUAAAUUAAAUGUGUCUGCUGCUUGGAAUGCAGAUAUAACAUCUUGUGUGUCCAUAACAGGAGAGCAUCUGUAUGGUGGUCCAGUUUUGAAACAAUCUCAGUACUGGCCCAGUGAGAAAAAUGAAAUGCAGAAUGUGCCACGUGCCACUGGACAGGGCACAAUUAAUGGAGUUGCAGAAUCAUUCUGGAUAACAUCUGGAGGAAAAGUUUUUUAUGUUCCUCGUGAUGUUCCAUUGUUUAUCUCCCAAGACAGUCGUCAACUUUGUUUUCGAAGCAAACUUGCGUCACCCUACCUCCGAGAUACUGAAACCACUGUUAAUAUGAAACUUUAUUACUGCCAGAGCAAUGAUGCACAGAAGCUGCACAGGGCAACAGUUAAACGUUUCUUGGGGCUUCCAUCAGGCAUUCCAGACAAAGAAAUGAUACAAAACCCAGUGUGGUCUACUUGGGCCAGAUACAAGAGAGAAAUAAAUGCCACUGUUGUAACGGACUUUGCUGCUCAGAUAGCAGAGUAUGGGUUUAACAGGAGCCAUUUAGAAGUUGAUGAUCGGUGGGAAAGUUGCUAUGGUGAUUUUAAAUUUAAUGAAGGAUUCCCAGAUCCUGGACAGUUUAUUCAAGACCUCAACAAUAAAGGUUUUAGAGUUACCUUAUGGGCUCAUCCAUUUGUCAGUACUGUAUGUUCAGCAUAUUCUGAAGCAAAGUCAAGGAACUAUCUUGUGAAAAAUCUGGAUCAAAGUUGGGACAGAACUGUAUGGUGGAAUGGAAUUGCUGGUCUUGUAGAUUUCACAAAUCGUAAUGCAACGUCUUGGUGGAAUGGGAAACUAACAGCUUUAAGAGACAACUAUGGAAUUGAUGGUUUCAAAUUUGAUGCUGGUGAAACUUCUUACAUGCCUGGAUCUCCAGAAGUUGGACACCUUCAGUCUCCUAUAAGACUGCAGCCAAAUAUUUUCACUUCACAGUAUGUGGAAAAUGCAGCGUCACUUAGUAGAAAUGAAUUGAUGACUGAAUUCAGAGUUAUGUACAUGAAUCAAGGUCUGCCAGUGUUCUUGCGAAUGUCAGAUAAAGAAUCUACCUGGGGUUAUGAAAAUGGCUUGAAGUCUUUAAUACCAACCUUAUUAUCACUCAAUAUUGUUGGGUAUUCAUUUGUUCUGCCUGAUAUGAUUGGAGGAAAUGGAUAUAGUACUAAACCAAGCAAAGAACUUUUCAUACGCUGGUUGCAGGCCUCUACCUUCAUGCCUUCUCUUCAGUUUUCGUACACUCCUUGGGAUUACGAUGACGAAACAGUAGAAAUUGCAAAGAAGUUUACUAGCCUUCAUGCAGAGUAUGGAAAUAUGAUCAUUGAUUUAGCAGAACAGAAGGUUACGAAUGGAACACCUAUUAAUUUGCCAAUCUGGUGGCUUAAUCCUGCUGACACAACUGCACUUGGAAUAGACUCAGAAUAUCUAUUGGGUGAGAAUUUGCUUGUGGCACCAAUACUAGAAGAAGGAGCAACAAGCAGAGACAUAUAUUUACCUGUUGGAACGUGGGAACAGAAAGUGAGAAGUGAUGCAACAACUGUUAUUACUGGCCCUGCAUGGAUCAAAGGUUAUAGAGUUGAACUUGAUGAGUUAGCGUAUUUUGUACGCGUGUCAUGAAUAAGUUCAUACAGUUGUAAAAAUAUUUAAAUUCGUAUGCAAUGUAUUAAUCGUUCAUGUAUUUGGAGAGUUAUGAGCCAUAGUAGCGCAAACAGCCACAUGAAAUGUGUAACACUUAUUGUCAGGCAUUCAUGAAGUUGUAUGUUCUGAAGAUAAGUAAGAAGAGAUGAAGAUCUUUUCUCUAAAGUGAAUUCUCUGGUUCAGUUAUAUGAACCUAUGAUGUCGUUUAGCCUGUCUGUAGCCCAGAAUUUUGGUCAUGUUGUCUCUCUUUAACGUAACUUUUUAGUUUCAUAUUUUUAAUUUUCAGAGUAUAAUUUUAUAAAUUGCUGAUUCUCAUCAAAAGUUGAAGUGUUUGUCAUGCAUUGUGUUAAAUAUUUCAUGGUGUUACACUUUCAGUGCUCUCUUAUAUGCUUUUAUUUUGUGAGUUGAAACUUGUGUGCAUAUUUAUACACUGUGGAAUGCAAAGGCUGUGAAACUUGGUGUUAUACUGUAUACAUAGUUAUUAUUUUACUAAGUUUGUAUACUGAUACUAAUGUCUGAAUUAUUAAACCUGCGUUUCAAGUUUGCUUGUUGCUAUCUUGAAUUGUAGU